Messenger RNA from Dromiciops gliroides (monito del monte), 749 nucleotides. RefSeq names its product major urinary protein-like. Gene Ontology annotation, molecular function: odorant binding; small molecule binding. Bases 34 to 576 code for a protein of 180 amino acids. Lineage: Eukaryota; Metazoa; Chordata; Mammalia; Microbiotheria; Microbiotheriidae. The record is from RefSeq and is a predicted model, not a curated record. The transcript has 7 exons.
CUGACUGCUGUGGAAAUCCAAGAGACCUGCACCAUGAAGAUAAAUCUUCUGCUGAGCCUGGGGCUGGUUCUAGUUUCUGCCCUCCAUGCCCACCAGACUGCAUCUGAUAAAAAAGCAAUAGAUAUGCAAAAGCUUUCAGGAAAGUGGCAUUCAAUUUACUUGGCUUCAAGUGAAAAGAAGCGGAUAGAGAAUGGAGGUGACAUGAGGUUUUCCAUAGACAGUAUUGAAGUGGGUGAGCAUGAAGUCACAUUCAACUUGUACUUCCGGAAAGAUGGAAAAUGUUACCCAUAUGCAAUGGUUGCUCAUAAAACAGAAAAUAAUAAUGAGCUAAAAGUGGAUUAUGAAGGGGAAAAUAUUGUCUACAUGGAGGAAGCUAAUGCAGAAAGCUUUGUUAUAUUUUGUACAUAUAACUUUCAGAAUGGGACAGAGACCAAGAUGUUGGAGCUUUAUGGACGGAGCAAAAUCAUGAACGAAAAUGUCAAAGGAUUAUUUAAGGACAUUUGCAAAAAAUAUGGAGUCGAAAAGGAUAAUGUCAUUGACAUGACCAAGGAAGAUGAAUGCUACAAAGAUAAAUAGGAGAGUAAUCGUCAGGCAACAGGAACACCCAAGAUGUACUUCUCUGACCUACUGGAAUCUGCCCUGGCUUCAGAAGAAUCAUCUUUCAGUUCGCAGAUAAUCAAAUAGUCUAUAUGACUUCUAGUCUCUCACUCUUCCUCCUCAGGGUCAUCCAUCCUUCUUUCUCUACCUUG